AUGGCUCACGAACGACGUGAGCACGGCCCGAACGCCGUCAUCGAACGAUUCGCCUGCCAGUUUCCCGGCUGUGACUUCGUAGCGAAACACAAAACGAGCCUGAGAAUCCAUGCAGUCAUGCACGAUCCCGACGCUGAGCGACACGCAUGCCAGUUUCCCGGAUGCGAUUACACAACCAGGUACAGAAGUGACCUGAAAACACAUGCCGUCGUGCACGAUCCCAACGCUGAGCGACACGCAUGUCAGUUUCCUGGCUGCGACUUUGUAACAAAACACAAAGGGAACCUGAGAAUCCAUGCCGUCGUCCACGAUCCCAACUCUGAACAACUCCCAUGUCGGUUUCCUGGCUGUGGCUUUGUAACAAAACACAAAGCGAGCCUGAAAAAUCAUGCGGUCAUACACGAUCCCAAUGCCGAGCUAUUCGCGUGCCAGUUUCCCGGCUGUAAACUCAUGACCAAAUACAAAAGAAACCUGAAAGUGCAUGGGACCUUCAAGCAUGAUAAGCCUGUGGCUAGUCAUGACAGCGAAGACUCUGCGGGUGCCACCUCCCUUUAG
This is a messenger RNA of Coprinopsis cinerea okayama7#130, 555 nucleotides long. RefSeq lists its product as hypothetical. Lineage: Eukaryota; Fungi; Basidiomycota; Agaricomycetes; Agaricales; Psathyrellaceae. Gene Ontology annotation, cellular component: nucleus. Gene Ontology annotation, biological process: regulation of transcription by RNA polymerase II. The coding region runs from base 1 to 555 and encodes 184 amino acids. The transcript has a single exon. The record is from RefSeq and is a predicted model, not a curated record.